CGGGAGCCUCCGGCCCCCACCUCCCCGUCUCUCCCCCUGCUCCGUGCUGGGGUUGGCGAGGCGAGAGCCAUGAAUGUAUUGCCAACUUUCCUCCAGACGCGCGCUGUACGGCGGGUCCUUGCGCUCCGGGAGCGCACGCAGAGGCGGAUCAGCCAGGAUGCUUCAUCCAGAGCAUGUUGAGGAAGAUGCGGCCGCAAGAGACUGCCCUUCCAGCUAAACCUGCAUGUCAGAAUGGCCGCCACAGAAGCUGCCUGCACUGGGAACAAACCUGGAGCCAAAUCUCCACCAGUAGAGGAAGGCCAUCACCAUCAGCGGAUGCAGGAAGAGAAUGGGGCAGCCGACCAGCUCUCUGAGCACAGCGAUGCCUCCUUUGCCACGGUGGAGCCGAGCCGCCAGCCGCCACCUGCUGGGAAGCUCAGGAAGACUGCCUUCAAGCUCUUUGGUGGGAAGCGAAGCAUCUGCACCCUGCCCAGUUUCUUUGGUGGGAAAAACAAAGGUCAGGGAAAGGGAGCUGCGAAAAAGGGCCUGAGCAAGAGCAAGACACACGAUGGCAUCAGUGACGUGGGGUACGAAGAGGCCAACUCGGGUGGCGGAACGGACUUCCCUCCUGCACAGCUGCCGAGUUCUCAGAGCGCUCUCCUGGGAGCAGAUGCCAGCCUCAGGGUUGGUUUUGUCCGACCGUCGGUAUCCCUGUCCGGAAGCUCUGAAGGCUUUGAGAAGAAGCCCAGUGGGGAGAAAUCCUUGUUCCUUCCACGGUCUAAGAAGGGACUCAGGGGCCUCUUCAACAGCAUCCGGCGCCACAGGAAGAGCAAAAGCACUGAGCCCGAGAGGACUGAGUUGCAGGAGUGGACUUCACGGGAUGCUGUGGCUGGACAGCCCAGUGCAAGUAAGCAGAAGAGGGGUGCCGAAACCCAGCAAGUCUUGAAGCAGGGAAGCCUAAAAAGCACUGCACUUCCUCCAGAACAUGGGGAGCAUUUUCGUGAUGACGCUUCUUUUUCACCUGGAGUAGCGGCUGGUCUCAAUGAGUCAAGAGAGGAGGUCCAACCGGUGGCCAAUGAAAGCAGUUCUGUAGGGGAUGCAGCCAGAGGAGGGAUGGGCAGCGAAGGCUCUCGAGAUGCAGAGCUGGAUACAGAUGACACCCUCUGUGCUAACUCUGUGUGCGGAGAGCUCCCUGAUGCUCUCCAGUCUGAGGACCUAGACAGCAGCCCUCCCUGUGUCCCAUCUGGGGACCAGCUCAGCUUGAUGUUUGGAGAUGUCACUUCCCUCAAAAGCUUCGACUCCCUUACCGGCUGUGGAGACAUCAUUGCUGAACCAGAUAUCGACAGCAUUGCCGAGAGUGCCACCACCACAGAGCGUGGCAGGGAUGUGGCCAAGAGGAGCUCCUGCCUAGUUACUUACCAGGGUGGAGGGGAGGAGAUGGCCAUGCCGGAUGACAUAGAGGAGUAUCUCCAGCAGAUGUGGGAAGGUGCCGCCAAAGCAGAUGCUGGAUACGAAACACGCCUUCCGGAACUCAUGGCAAAAUGUGAGCAUCAGGGAGUGAAUGGUGGCAAGCCAGAGGUCCUCCUCUAUCCUGAAGGCACAAGGGGUGACGUGGACCUCUUAACACCACACAGUGACCAGCAAGAAUCUGCUCCCAACAGCGAUGAGGGGUAUUAUGACUCUACCACUCCAGGUCCUGAUGAUGAAACUGGCGAUGGGCUUGAAGAAAUUAAGAAGGACCGCCUCCCGAGGGACAGCUACAGUGGCGAUGCGCUGUAUGAGUUCUAUGAAACUGAUGAUGCCCUCAUGAGCCCCACUCAUGCUGAUGAAUCUUGGUUUGGUAGCAAAGUGUCCCCACCAGAGAUCUUUUCCAUGAGCCAGUUCUUUGACUUUGCUCUCCCUGACGAGAAGGAUUUGGUGCAGAUAAUGGGCCAGAAGAAGGAAGUGAUGGAAACGGAGGAGGAGAGGCUGGCUUCCAUUCAGAAGCAGCUGCUCUUUUGGGAGAUGCAGAGGGAGCCAACCAUGAAAGACCUGGAUAUCCUCAGCAAAGACCAGCACCACCCCAGAGAAAAGCUACAUACGGAAUGUAACACGAAAGUGACCAGCUUAACCAACAAGAGUCUGAGUGGCCUUGGCUUCGAUCAAAUGUCUCCCCCUGCUUUGAACAGUGGCCUGGAUGCUGGAAUUCUAACCGAGAAGCAAGAGUGGAAAGAUUUCAAGGAGAUGCUGUGCCCAGAGAAGCACUACCAUGGCAGUGGGGGCCCUAAAGUGCACAGUGGGGGCCUUUUUCAGCACGUGGAAAAUGGCUCAGUGUUGGAUUCAGAUAGAGGGCAUCCAGGGCUUGAACCGGGUGCUUUAAGUGGCCUGGAGAAUUCCGUGACAUUCCCUUUCUUCAAAACGCACAGCUGUCCACUCAAUGAGCAGCCAAGCAGAACCGAAGCUGACUUUGGGGAGCCUCCCAACAUGGAAAAUGAACCAGAACAGGCCGUUAACUUCUCCCAGGCAUUGGUGGAGUUUACCAGCAGCGGGACUCUCUUCUCCAGCCUCUCUGAAAGCCUUGGGAGCUCUGAUUCAGGCUCUGCGUUCACUCAGAAUCUCCCCGCCCUCCCAACGAUGGUCACGUUCGACAUUGUCGACGUGGAGCAAGAGGGUGAAGGGGAGUGCGAGCAGCACCUGGGGAUGAACACUGAUGAGGACAUCGCUGCAUCCUUUGAGGCCUUUGACGAUAGCUACGUUGCAAAAGAAUCCUUCGCCGAAUGUGACGAGAGAAUGUUUCCUGUGUGCUUCCAGAGCUCUUUCCAAAGCUGCAACUGGGGUGUCACCAGCCUUCCCCGGCGCAUGAGGCUUCAGGAGAUGAGUCCUCCCAUGCCGGAGCCUCUUUCCAGCUGCAGGAGGAGCAGGUCCCUUGACACUGAGAGCUUGGAGUUCGAGCUGGCUAGCUUGCAGCUCUCCAAGGGUGGCUUCAAGCCUUUUGACCUCUGGUCUCGAUGGAGUGGCUGCAGGAAGGAUCCUGUGUCUCCUGGUCUAGAUGCAGACCGUGAAAAUGCUCUGGGCUCUCCAGAAGGAAGGGAAGGAAGUGCUGCUGCUGUUUUUCCUUGGGCAGAGCUGCAACAGAAUGUAUCAGGCAGGGAGAAUUUUCCCUCGCAAGGCGUGAAACCGUGGGACUGUGAUCUGAGCACUUCAGCCUUCCAGAGCACGUGGGGCGCAUCAGAACAGCCAGGUAUUGAAGCACCUUGCAUGCCCCUGGUGCAGGAAUCCACCAAGGAGCCUGAUGGGAAACCUCACGCAGAUGGGGCCAGCCAUCCAGCGCUGAUGGCAACCAGACCAAUGGCCAGGCCAUCCAAUUUGCCUCUGCAGACUCCUGCUGUGCCCCAGGAGGUGUGUGCCUCCCACAGGCCUGGUGGGGAUAGCGCAGGUAAAAAACUUGCUUGGGUCCUUCCUUUGGGAGAGAAGGGGGCUGAUCUGCCCCCGGACCCCAGCUUUACUCAUUCCCCCGACAAGCCAGCAAUGUGCAAACCUGCAGGUGUGACGCAAGGAAUGUCCCAGCUUCACAGCAAGCAGUGCUGAGACCUCCUGAUGGCAAGGCUGAGCAUCGUGGGAGUGCCGACUCUCUGAUCUGCAGAAAGGGAAAGCCCCCAUGUUGGAGGUGGCUGCUUGUGCUGCCAGCUGUUGGAACACCGCGAUGAAUGUAACAGUAGCCAAAUAGCUUGCAGGAGAGGGUUAAAGGAGGAUUAGGGUGGGUUUGGUUCCCUAGGGCCUGCAGGGAGACUUGGAACGUUACAGAUGGUUAACUUUGAUUUGAAAUUAGGUGGUGGUGGUAACAAAUGCUUUCAUUAGUGGUGGGUAAGGCAGAGUGUGCCUGAUAGGACUUCUGUUAUCACUCAUCACUGCUUGAUUGUGCUUCUUGUUGGGUUGAUGCUGAAUUGCACUUCCAUAGUGUGAACCACUGUUAAUCCUGAACACAAUACAGGGGAGAUGUGCCAACACCCUGGCUUGGAGAUAUUCAGAUAUGAUGUAAGAGAGCUCUGGAAUAUCCAGCUUGCCCUUUAGUUAAAAGCAGAAAAAAACAGUUUCUUAAAACUGACUAACUGGGUGCUUUUUAAAACAAACAAACAAACAAACAAGUGGUUGUAACAACUUUAAGAAAUGGGAUGGUUUGCCGGUGGUAAAAAAAACCCCGAUUUGAUGAACGUUUUGUGUUUUUGACAGCACAACCCUACUGUGCAUUCCUUCUCCAGAAGCACUCCUUGCUCUCAGCUAGGGGGUGCAUUGGGUUGCAGCCUUGUAGUGCAGUCCUGUGCAGAUCUACUCAGAAGUAAGUGCCACCCUUUUCCAAAGGGGGAGGGCUACUUACUAGUAGGCAGUUGUGUAUGCAGAGCCAUCUGUAUCAGGUGGCAUUUUGGAGAUAAAAUAAGACCUGCAAAGUGUGUUGCCUGCCAGGGUUGGGUGGGUAAGAGUGGCAAAGCAUUGGGCAUGUGGUUAUAAUGAGUCAAAGUUUGGCCAGGGGAGAAGAAGAACUAAGAAGACCUUUAAAAAUUUGGCGUAGUUUAUGGAUGGUGUCAGAGUGGAGUGGCACCCGAGCGAUUGCAGAACUGCAAACUUCAAGAAGAUAUGGUGUGUGUGCGCGCGCGUUUUAAGCUAAAAGCAGCAAACUCUGUUUCAAACUGUACCUCUUUUUAAAGAUUUGAAUCCCAUUAUUUCCUUACAACUAAAUCUCACUCAGUGGGAUGUCCAAUGAAAUGAAUUCUCCUGUGUGUCCCCAGAACAGAGCCUCCCCCCCCAAAAAAAAUAAUAAUUUACUCUUGAAUACUUGGGUUCUAAUGCAAAUCUGGGCAAGCGUAUUCAUCAUACUGUGGUUUAACUGGUUUGUGUAAUGCAAGGCUGGUGUUCUGUUGUUUGUAAAUAAACUAUAUCAAGGAUGGGGAACCUGUGGCUCCCCAGGUGUGGGUGGGCUACAGCUCCCGGCACCCCUGACCAUUGGACAUGCUGGCUAGGGGUAAUGGGAGUUGGCUAUAUGAUAGACUUCGGCUUGUAGAUGCCAUGUUGCAAGGCCAAAUGUAUCCUUCAUUGGAAAAUCUGUUUCCUCUCUUCCAUGUAGGGCUGGCCCAAGAAGUUGAUUGGAAAAUCCAAAUCUUUCCACACAUGCAAACAGAUGCUACUGUUUAAUCAGCCAGAAAAGUCUGCAUCAAGACUCCACUUGAAGGGAGCUUGUGAAAGCAUGUUGGAGCUAUUGGUGGGGAUAUACAGGAGGGCUUCUUGGUGGAUUGAGCCCCAGGAAUCAAUUCUGUUUACCUCUUGCUCAGCUGCCCCUUAUGGGACUGCAACAUCUACUGCUUGAGGUGGACAUAAGAGAGCCUCUGUUGGAUCAGGCCUAUGUAGUUCAGCUUAGUUUUUCUAACUGUGGCCCAUCAAAUGCUUCCAGGAAGGCGGCAAGCAGGGCUUGAAGGAAACAUUCCCCCCCCUUUGAUCAACUUGUCUUGUGAGAAACCUGCCAUGGCCUUCCACCCAGAAGUGAUCUUUCUGAAAGGUAAGGCUGGCAGUAGAGGAGGGUCCUCAGAAAUGCAUGAACCUAGCACUGAUCUGUCUAGCCGAAUCUGGUCAACUCUUGACUAGCAGAAGCUGUCCAGGGAUUCAAAUGUGUGUGUGGGUGGGUGUCUUCAAAGCCCACUACGCAAGGGGACUUUUUUGGUUGCAGGGGGAGGAGAUGCAAGAACCAAAGACUGGGGUGUCCUACAUUGGGAAUGGGGAAUCUGGCUCUCUGGAUGGUGCUGGAUUCCCAUCAGCCCCAACCAGCAUGGGAGCUGUGAUUUGUCUUCUGGUCCAGAAACACCUGGAGAGCCACAGGUUCCCCUCCCCUGCUGCACAUGCAGAGCAAAUGUUCUGCUGCUAAGGUGGGCCUUGCCCUCUUGUUAAUUCGCUCUGGAAGACUCAUAUCUGGCACGGUAGCUUUUAGGGAAAAUCAUUUUGAAAGAGGUGGUGCACAACUUGCUGCUUUGCUCAAGGAGUGCCCAUACCUGCUAGUAUUUGGUAGCUAAUAAAUCAGAGAAGAAGACCAGCAAGAGGAAAAUCCUACAUUAAAGCCAAGUCCCUUGAAGCUGCUGUCAGUACAAGGGAAACUUCAGAGGAAGGGCCCCACCUCACUGCAUUCAAAAGAUCCCAGGUUCAUUCCUCAGUGGCACCUGCAGGUGGGGCUGGAAGGGGAUCCUGCCUGAAACCUUGGAGAUUUGCUGCCAGUCAGUGUAGACAGCACUGAGCUAGAUUGGCAAAAUGUUCUGAUUUGGUAUGAAGCAGUUUCUUACAUUCUAUCUUCCCUUCACUCUUGGUUUCUUUUUUUUAGCAGUAUGUAUGUAGUAAGACUAUUUUUUUUUAUAAACAAAAAAAAAAACACCUCUGACCAGUCUCUUAUGAAAGAUUGAUCUUAUUUCCUGCUGUAGCUCAGAGCCAGCCAAAGAGGGUGAGGAACCUGAGGUGGAAAAUCCAAAUGGUUUAUGCGUACCUGAAACUAGAUAAGAUAGCAUCAAGAAGUUUUCUUGCACUGGGCUCUUGCUGUUCCUUUGUGGGGCACUUCCUGUUCAUUCCAGCAGGGCUCAGCUGAGAGAGAGUGUUGAUGUACUUAACCCAAAGGCCAGAUCUAUCUCUGUCUCUAGUACUUCAUGGCACAACAAAUCUCCUAUCUGAUGUGGCUGUUCAUCAUUUGCCCACCUCCAAAGGAGGAUUAGCCAUGUGAGAUGGGUUGCCAGGUUUUUACCUUUCUGUUAUCUCAUGUGGAUAAACAUCCCCUGAAGUUCAGAGGGGGCUAAGCAUGUGGCAAAAGGGUGUGUGUGGAGUUCUGAGCUAGCCAAGAUUUCCUCCCUCAAUUGAGAACUACAUGCCGACCUUUUCCACAUACAUCACCCACUAUGAAGGAUGCUUCCUCACAUGAGAGAACCUAGGCAACUGAUAGCCCACCCUGUCCCAAAUGCUAGUGCAGAGGUGCUCUGACAUGGCAGAGAGUCCAUGCUCUCUUGGUGGGAGUGCAUGCAUGCCAGCAAGUUGAGCUGCAUGCUAGCAAAUCAGCUCUGUCCUGCUUUCUUUGCCUGGAGUGGCACCUGGCUGAAACUUCUUGUCUUGUGAUUCUAUGUAAUGUGUAGUCUAGCUUGCAGCCUGCUCAUCACUCCUGCCUUCACUAAGCACCUGAAUUAACAUCAAACCCAAAUUCUCCUUUGCUUUCAGUAGAAAGCGCAGUCAGCUGAAUGUUCACAGAACUGGUGUCAGACCUUUGUUCUCAGUACAAAUGGGGCAGAUUGAGGGUGGGGCUUGCACCCACACCCCUGCUCCUCUGGAGCUUUAGCUUUCAAGUGUUCAGGGGACUUUGGAAACAAGCUGGAGGGCCGUUGUGGAUGAGGUCUUUCUCCUCAAGCUCUUGAUUUGACAAAGAAUCCCUCCUGCGGGAUGGAAUGUAAACAUUUGCUUAAAAGAUAAGCAACUGUGCAAGAUGGGGACACUGGGAACCAAAUGUCCAGAUUCUCAAAUCCUCCCAUGUUAGAAUGCAUAGAUGCUUUAGGCUUGGUUUCUGCCUGAUUAAUGACCCCAUUGACCCAAACACAACCAAUUGGCCAUGCAAGGUAACUCACCGGGGGCCUAAUAAGCCUCCAUGUUUUGGUAUCUCUGUGGGACUUCCAGUGAAGGAGCCUCGUCAAGCAGCUGCCAAGCUGGCGGGCCUGUCUCAUUUUGCCUCUGUUCUGAAUUGCUACCGCUCACAAACUAGAACUAUUAAUGAUCACACUGUAUCACACACAGGUUUUCACUGUGGCCUGCCUUGGCUAAGUCUUCAACGUGUUUUGGUUUGGGUUGGUGGCAUGGCAGAUCCCCACGCCCCCCCAUUUUCCUUUUGAACACAUCACCAAAGACAUCUUGUGAAGUUUGUUGUCAAAUGGUGUAACUCUUGUUGAUAAUGUAUUUGUGUAAAAAAAACAAAACACCAACAACUCUGUGCUAAUAAGAAUGUUCUUCUACAAAUGUGUGUGUAAGCAUUUUGGUUUUUACAUAUUUAAUGGGGAAAAUUUAAAAAAGAAAAGAAAAUCAUUUUUAUACAAGUGUGUACAACAGUUUGACUCUGCCCUGGUAAUUUGACCUGUUUGUAAAGGAUUUUUCAAUCUUCGUACUAUAUAACCUUUCCUCUGUCUCUCUUUAAAAUUAUUUCCUUAUCUGAUUUGGUCUGUGGCUAAAACAAUGAUAUGGCACACAGAAAUGACAGCAGGACAAUGGGGUUGCAGAAGCAUGAACGUCUGGCUGCUUGUUCCUCUUUCUUCCUGUGGUCCUGUUUUUUGGAUUCUUGGCCAGUGGUAGAAGUACCUGCUUUGCAUUCAGAAGGUCUUGGGUUCCGUUCCCAUAUCUUCACUUAGGGCUGGGAAAGAUGCUUGCCUGAAACUGCAGAGCCAAGGCUUGUCAGUGUAGAGAAUGCUAAGCUAGAUGGACCAUCAUCUGACUCAGGGUAAGGCAUCUUCUUGACUUGAAAGACAUAGAACAGGAUGGCAAACCUGUGGCCCUCCAGAUAUACAGUGAUGCCACGCAAGACGAAAUUAAUUUGUUCCGCGAGUCGUUUUGUAUUGCGAAAAUUUCGUCUUGCGGUUUUCCAAUUUAAACAAAUCCAAGAAAGAAAGAAAGAAAAAAAGCGUCUUGCGAAGCACGGCCAUAGAAAAAUUCGUCUUGUGAGUCAACAAAAAGAUCACAAAAUGCUUUCGUCUUGCAAGUUUUUCGUUGCGCGAGGCAUUCAUCUUGCGUGGUACCACUGUAUUGGACUACUGUCUCCAUCAUCCCUAACCAUUCACCAAGCUGGCUGGGGCUGAUAGGAGUCCACCAACAUCUCUGGAGAGCCAUAGGCUCCUCACCCCUGACCUAGAAGGUAAGGAAGGUUGACCAGUAGUGAAGCUAAUUGUAUUUUAGAACUGUUUAUGCAGAAUGUGGUAGGAUCUUGGAUAUGGGUCAUUUUUUGAUUGUUUCCCCACACUAAAUGGGGGUGGGGGGAGACCCUCACUGCACAUCAAAAAUUAGUACUGAGUGGAAAUGUUUAGCAUGGCCUUUUUUCAUGGCUAGUUCACCAUGAAGAUAGUUUUUAAGUUGGGGAACAUUCAGAAAUUGGACCCCCCCCCAGACAGUCUAAAGCGAUCCAACUUAGAAUUAUGCCAGCUCAUCUUGCCCCCUUCAGUAAUGUGCCAGAUGGCUCUUAGGAAAAAAAUUAAAGGCCAUGUUGAUUUGUGUCUGACUUUAACCCAGGUCAUUGCCCACUGUAGCCCCUUCACUAAUACUGUUGUCUUUCUAAGACUAAGAAUAGCUUUGCCAAUGAAGACAUUCAGUAGUCCAGUGAGUAGAUGAAAGUCUGUACAAUCAAAGCUUGCAUAUUUGGCUGCAAUCCAAAGAGGUGAAAUGCAUUCAAAAGAGAGCAAUGUGUGCAAAUACAUAGCUUUGACUUUUAAUGUGCCAGAACUGUUAAUAGAACUGUUUAAUAGAACUGUUUCCCCAAUUGUUGAAGAGGCAAGCCACUAUCCAUGGUAAAAAGCUCUUUUUCUCUACAGUCAUUGGAACUGUUGCUUGAUGAGCAAAGACUGAUUGUUUGCAGAGUUCUGCACUGUGCUUGCCUACAAUAUCUGAUGAUGCUCAUUUGAGGCUGUUUCUUUUUCUCCCCAUGUAGCAUAAUGUUUUUAUAACAAGAGGUCCAGAAUCUUCAUGUGUGAUUCUAGUAGGACUUGUUGGAUGGUGUGGGACUGCUUUGGAGAGGCUUCUUUUCAGGUUUUGCAAUCUUGUGCAGAUCCAUUGGGUUCAAGCCAAGGAAUACUGGGGAUUCAAGCUAGGAUGCCUGUUGCAAUGGAGCAACAGUUGGUUGGUUAGUGUUAAGUGGUUGGGCAUGGAGAUAGCAUUGGUACUAUUACUAGAGGAAUAGGCAACAUGAAUUCACAUGCUCUAAACCACUGAUAUACAACAUGGUGGCCUGCUCCAAAGUGGGUUGCAACAGGCGCACUACCCAGUGGCAUCGCCCUGGGUUCCACGUAUGGGAGGGUGACAAGAAGGCACCCUGCAGGGUCCUCGCCCUGCCACCCCAGCCCGGGAGCGGCGGCGUGAGCAGCCAUCACGCCACCACAGCCGCAUGUGGAGGAUCCUCCAUUCGCAGCUGCAGUCGCAAGCAGAGGAUCCCGCCACCAUCCAUAUGGCAUUCAAGCGGCGCUGGCGGCAAACCGCUACAUACAACACAUGCGUGGUAUCGCACACAUGCGCUGUGCAUAACAAUGCUGCACAUGCGCUGUACAUAGUGGUUUGCCACCGGUGCUGCUGGAGUGCCAUACAGACGGCGGUGGGAUCUCUCCCUGGCUCGCCGUAAGCAGCUCCUGCUUUGCCACUUUACAGUGAGCCAGGGAGGGGCUGACAGGAGCCAUGUCUCCCCCUCCCUUCCUCCCUGGCUUGCUGUAAGUGGCUCCUGCUUUGCCGCUUUACAGCAAGCCAGGGAGGGGUGGAUGGGAGCUUCCACGAGGAUGAGCUGCGCAGCUUUGCCAGCGCCCUGGCAAAGCCGCAGAGCUCCUCCCUCCCCUGACAGCUCAGGGUACUUGGGAGUCACAGGGGUGGGGGCGCAGAGGCAUAGGAGGGGGGUGGACAUUUGGCGCCCACCCGCGACUCCCAAGCCUACCCUGAGCUGUCGAUUUGGGGGGGGGGGUUUGACAAAAAAAUUCGCACCGGGUACCACCUGGGCUUGCUACACCUCUGGCACUACCACCAUGCAAACAUAUGGUGCAAAAUUGAGAAACUGGUCCCGAAAUGCAUAUUCAGGUUAAAAGUGGGUCUAAAAAGGUUGAAGAUACCUGCUCCAACUCAUGCUGACUUCUAGCCUAGUGUGAUCUAGGGGUGGUUAGGGGUGGGUUUGCUUUACAGUCCAUUAGCAUGUGUUUAAAACUACGGGACUUCAGGAUGUCUUGCCAGAUAAGGCAUAACUAAGCUGUGCUAAGUGAUCCUGUGGAUGCACUCUUGCUUAAGAAUUUAAGAAGUCAUUUGCUGGGAUCAUAUUGAGCUCCAGCUAAGUCCGGCACAUUUGCAAAAGUCCCAACAAUCAGCAGGCGGCAGAUGGUCCAGUUCUUACCUCCCUCCAGAUUAAGAAUAAGUGAACAGUUUUUACAGUGGAGGGAAGGAAGAUGUGGAAUCUCCCCACAACCUGUACCGAGACCAGUUCCUUUUUUUAACUUUGUCAGAAGCGAUCUGGAGUUAGGGGUGAGCAGUGAGUUUGCAGAUCAUACCUUGUUAUUUUAGUGUUUUGAAUGUCCAGAUGGGUAGGAAAGAGCCCUGAAAGGAUUGCUUUGCAAAUGGGGCGAAAGAGCAACAAAACAGCAAGUUAAGAUUCAGUGUGGGUGUAAAGUGAUGUACGGUAUGCUGGAGCAAAUAAAUCCUAACGUUCUACACAUGCUGAGGGGAUUAAGAACAGGUAAUCAGGAAAGAUAUUUAGGGUGCAUGAUGAAUAUAUAGAUCAAUGAAAACAUCAAGCCAGUAUGAAGCAGGUGGAGGAAAUGGCGAACUCCUUGCUAGGGAUUAUUAGGAAAAGGAUUGAAAAUUAAAAGCUACAGUAGUAUAAUGCCCUUAUACAAAUUUAUGGUGUGGCCAUGCACACAAUGCAGUGUAUGGUUCUGGUCAGUGAAUCUCAUAAAGAAGAAAGGGCAACCAAAAGCCUUUAGGUUAUCCUUCCUUAUAGGAUAAAGUUUAAAUGUGGCUUUUUUUAAAGGAAGAAAGAAGUGACUAAAUACUAUAAUAAUAAUAAUAAUAAUAAUAAUAAUAAUAAUAAUAAUAAUAAUAGAAGAAGAAGAAGAAGAAGAAGAAGAAGAAGAAGAAGAAGAAGAAGAAGAAGAAGAAGAAGAAGAAGAAGAAGAAGAAGAAGAAGAAGAAGAACCUGCCUGAGAGUAGUAAGCCCUACUGAAUUCAAUAGGGGUUACUUCUAAUGGAACAUGAUUAGGAUUGUACUUAAGGCAGAAUGAUGGGCUGCUUAAAUUGUACAGGUGUUUCUCCCUCCUUUGUAACACCAGAAGGGAUAAUCAAAAAACAAAAACAAAAAAGCAACCAUUGAUUAGUGGUAGAUUCAUAAGACGAGAGUUUCUUCAUUGCAUGCAUAAUGCAACUUACUGAAUUGGCUGCCUUAGGAAUGGAUUCAUUUAUUCUAUGUAUGUCUCUUUCCUCCAUAGAGCUUACUGUGGCAUACAUGUUUCUCCCUCCCCCCUAAUGCUACAUAUAUAAUGCAGGUCAGAUUACCAGGUGCUGUGCCUAUACUGCACAUCCGGGAUUUAUCUAUUUUUCUAUAGGUUUCAUUGUUGUUGUAUACAUUCAUGGAAAUUUUUUAUGGGCUGUUCUUUUUACUGUCUAUUUUUAAAGAAAGGUGCAAUUUUCGGUUUUGAAGGGGGGGAAGCAUUGGUUACUGCUUAUACAUGUGCAAAACAGUGGCGGGGGCGCAGCAUGCUGUUCAUUAUAUCAGAGGUCAUUGCUGGACUAUAAACUGACAGCCGUCUUGGAAUAUUUCAAGGCCCCCUACCCUUUUCAUUCACACAUACCCCUUGCUUUUCUGGGCUCCAAUAUGCAUUUAAUAACUUUCUGUAACCCUUGUCGAAUACUGCUUGUGGUGUUCUCUCUCUCUCUCUGUGUCUAUUUCUGCUUUUGAUCUGUGAAGGGUGUCCCAUUUUCUUCUUGCAGGUCAUCUUGGUUGCUACUUAAAGUUAAUAAACUUGCUUUUGGUGAAAACUUGAUCCACAGUUAGGAUGGUUCUCCCCCAGAGAUUUACAGUAACAGAAGAAAGGGAAAUGGUAAAAACCAUGAAAUGUUUUCUCUGUUGAGUAAGAUUGCCAAGUUCCUUUCCCAUUUUUUUCCCUGGCUGCUCCUUUUUAGUAAACUAUGCCUCCUUGAGAUAGCUACAGCCUUUCAUUCCAUGGCCUUGGCAAGAAUGUGGAUUGACAUCAUGCUUUGUUACAGGGGAAAUUUGGAUGAAACUUAAAACAUCUGAGUCUUCUUCCCUCCUUCAAAGAUAAAAGGACUGAUUCUAAUAAGUAAAAAUCAAAUGCAUUCCAAUAGUUCUACUUUUCUUUGGAAGGAGAUAACUGCAAAGUCCUUUAUCAGUUGAAGAACACUGUUCACAUCUCAGUGUCACUUCCGGCCACUAUCUGUCUUUAUUGCACCAUCUUCAGGCUUGUGGGAUAUACUUUUGUUUUUCACUGAGGACCACCAGCUGAAGCCAGGUGCCACUGAAUCCAGGAAUUUUGUUUUGAAGUGCAAAACCAAGUGGAGCUCACAGUCCUUCCACACAGGAAUGCCCUCCUGGCUACCCCCAAGCUUUCUAACAUUUCUGCAGUACCAUGUAAGGCAGGGAGUAGAGUUGUUCUGUUGCUGCUAUUCUUAACCAGUUGGGAGUCAGAAAUCCUUGAGAUCUCCCAGCAGAUGCAGAUCUACCUUCUGCCUACCCCAGCCAUGAAAGUAUGCAAUGCAGGACAAAAAGUGAUGCAGCGUUCGAAGGAUGACAGUGUACUGUAUUUUCUGCCAGUGGGUUUUGAUAAACCUGUCCUGCAGCUUUUCAGGCAUAACGGGGGGGAUAGACUGACACUGAUUGUUUUACAGCCGAGGUGGUUUUCUCUCCAGGGCCAAUAUGGUUUGUGUAAUGCUUCUGCAACCAGUAACGCAUCUCUGCUUUUUUGAAAGUGAGGAAUAUAGUUCUCUAUAUAUUCCCCCCUUAAAAAAAAGAAAAGCCCAACCCUAUCUGUUGCACAAAUGGAAGGAGGAGAUUGAGGACUGCCAGACUUGCUGAUGAAACUACCUCUAGUUGCAAAGCUGGGUUGCACAAUGAAGAACCCUGCUGAAACAUCAGUAUUCACCUUCCACAAUGCUUGGAUACUCCUGCACUGACUGAAGGUGGGUGCAGUAACAUGGGGUUCCCACCACUUGGCCUUGCCUGUCCCUAUCCUUAUGUACCUAUUACAUAAUACUUCCAGGGUCAUGCCUGGAGACUGAUGCAUCACUGUUUUGCAGAGCAUUUGCUAAGUGUGUGUCUUGUCAUUGCUUGUUUUCCUACAGCACCCUCAGUGUGGGGCGCUACUUCUCUCUCCCAGUGUUUUUGAGGUGUCAGUUUUCCUGCUUCAGGUCACCUAAAGUGAGAGAAGGCGCACUGAGAAUGGCAGGAAUUGAAAAUAAUUUCCACCCCAAAAAGGGAGUUGGUAUCUGCUUUGCAAAGCCGUGAAGAUAAUCUCCCUAUUUUGGAGGGGGAGGGAAUAAUUUGAUAGUUCAAUUGGUGCUCAUCUUCCAAAAUAAGUUAUAAGAGCUGGUCUGCCAUACUGGUUUGCUAAAAAUGGCUCAAAGCUCGCCCCUGCUGCCACCUCUGUAGGUGACUACCUUCAGUUAUUCACUCUUGGCUGGCUCCUAAUCUGUGAUGGGUGGAUAAGAACACUGAUCUACUUUACAGAGUUGCACACACUCAUUGUGAAGAACAGAGAGUGGUUUUCAUCCUUGCUGCAACACUGGGCUAGGAGGAGAAACCUCCCAGCCCUGAGCUGUCAUGGGGAUGAAAAACACUGACUUGACUUUGUUAGAUCUGCUCUUUUCCCUGUUUCCUAAAGUGCUAAGACCUAACAAUAUUGCUGUGCCAGAAGAGGAUGAGCCCCCUUUGCUGGGCAAAUGGAGGUCUAAAGGGAGAGGCUAGGCCCCUGGUUUUUGCAAAGGGCUGGUGAGCCACUGAAAGUAGCUUCAUGGGCUGGGUACAGGCCGUGUGGGCUUUGCACCCAUGUUAUGGGAAUUACUGACAUAAUGUCUGUAAGAUGCUUUAAAUCACUGAAGCACUAGAAUUGUAUACUAAGUGUUCCUCCUAAGCCUUGGUAGGCUUAAACAUUCCAUUGUAGUACUGUAUUUUGGGGGUUGGUUUUGGUAAAUGGCUAAUGUUUUGGUACAGGGUUUACAUGUAAAGGCUUUAGAGGGAAGUGAUUUUAUGUACCCUAAUCCAGAGAAGAUGAUGCACAUGUGGAUCUCCAAAUUAGGGAAUGUGGCCAUAAGGCAAAUCCAGAUGUCCACUCUGCUGCUUUCAGUAGGAUGCCCACAUAGCUGGAUUUGGGGGGGGGGGGUGGACUGCAUAGAGCACUGGUAGAAUCCUGUGCCCCUCCAGGUGUUGUUGGACUCCCAACCCACAUCAGCCCAGCCAGUAUGGCCAAUGGUCAGGGAUGGUGAGAACUGAAGUCUAAUAAUACAUGGAGAUUCAAGAUUCCCAACCCCUCAUGCAGAUGUAAACCCUUUACCAGAGUCUUCCACUGUCCUGAGUUAAUUGGUGACCUAGGAUGCAUAGGCCCAGUUUUACUUCUUGCCCUAGAACUUUGAAACCAUUCCUACUGAAGGCAGUAGGAUUUCUCAUAAGUACCGUAAGUGGUUUCAGGUUUUCAGCCUCUCAUUUAAACACUGCCAGAUAUUCAUUUACGCGGUUUUAUUUAAACAAACUCUCACUCCAUCAUUCUCCAUUGCUGUGUCAGCUGGUUUAUGUUUUUGCUGAAGUUUCAUUAAUAUUGGUUUAUUUUAUUUUCAUUUUAUCUUCAAGUUUUUAAUGUGUUUUUCUGUGUUUUGCAAUGUAUGCCCUCCUUGCUGAAGUCUAAUAAAUCUGAGGGUUUUUAAAGAGA
Messenger RNA from Zootoca vivipara (common lizard), 15620 nucleotides. It is a transcript of the gene AMER1, whose product is annotated as APC membrane recruitment protein 1. The record is from RefSeq and is a predicted model, not a curated record. Gene Ontology annotation, cellular component: plasma membrane. Gene Ontology annotation, biological process: regulation of canonical Wnt signaling pathway. Gene Ontology annotation, molecular function: phosphatidylinositol-4,5-bisphosphate binding; beta-catenin binding. Lineage: Eukaryota; Metazoa; Chordata; Lepidosauria; Squamata; Lacertidae.